Messenger RNA from Rotaria sordida, 1845 nucleotides. The record is from the annotation of a GenBank genome assembly. Lineage: Eukaryota; Metazoa; Rotifera; Eurotatoria; Philodinida; Philodinidae.
AUGCCAUUUAGUUCAUUACGAGGUAUUCGUUCGGUUUUGUCAUAUUAUCAAUAUUUACGUUACUUUCAAUUACAACAACGAUGUCUUGUUACUGUUACUGAUGAAUACCGUCCAACAACAAAAUCACGUGCAUCAAUUAAAGGUGUUGAGUUACUUCGAAAUCCAGCAUUCAAUAAAGGUAUGGCAUUUACACUUGAAGAAAGACAACAUAUGGGUAUUCAUGGUUUGUUACCACCAGCUGUUCUUACACAAGACAUUCAAGCACUUCGUUUUAUGAUCAAUUUUCAUCGAAUGAAUAAUGAUCUCGAUCGAUAUACAGAAUUAAUGAAUCUAUCGGAUCGAAAUGAAAAAUUAUUUUUUAGAGUUAUUGCAGAUAAUAUUGAAGAACUUAUACCAAUUGUUUAUACACCAACAGUUGGUCUUGCUUGUCAAAAAUAUGGUUUAGUAUUUAAACGACCAAGAGGUUUAUUUAUAACUAUACAUGAUAAAGGUCAUAUAUAUGAUAUACUCUGCAAUUGGACAGAACGACACGUUAAAGCAAUUGUAGUAACGGAUGGUGAACGUAUUUUAGGUUUAGGUGAUUUAGGUGCAUCUGGUAUGGGUAUACCAGUUGGAAAAUUACAAUUAUAUACGGCUAUUGCUGGCAUUCCACCACAACAUUGUUUGCCAAUUAUGCUCGAUGUUGGAACAAAUAAUGAAGAAAUCUCAUCCAGUCCUCUUUAUGUUGGUUUAAGACAAAAUCGAGUUACGGGUAAAGAAUAUGAUGAAUUCAUUGAUGAAUUUAUGGCUGCUGUUGUACAACGUUUUGGAUGGGAAUGUCUUAUUCAAUUUGAAGAUUUUGCCAGUCAUAAUGCAUAUCGAUUACUUGAACGUUAUCAAAAAACAUAUUGCACAUUCAAUGAUGAUAUUCAAGGAACAGCUGCAGUUGUUCUUGCUGGUGUCUUUGGUGCACUUCGCAUCACAAGUACAAAAUUAAUUGACAAUACAUAUCUUUUUGUUGGAGCUGGUCAAGCUGCAUGUGGUAUUGCUGAUUUACUAACACAUGCAAUGGUACGUGAAGGUGCUUCAAUUGAAGAAGCAAGAAGUAAAAUUUGGAUGUAUGAUGUUCAUGGUCUUAUUGUCGAAGGUCGACCACAAGGAGAUUUAGAAGGACAUAAAGCUCCUUAUGUGAAGAAAGGUAAAGCAAUAAAAGAUCUUGCUGCAGUUGUUGAUUUUGUUAAACCAAGCAUGCUUAUGGGUGCUAGUGGAGUUGGACGUCUUUUUCAUGAAGGUGUUCUUAAAAAGAUGGCUCAAAUUAAUGAACGUCCUCUCAUCUUUGCUUUAUCAAAUCCGACAAGUCGUGCUGAAUGUACAGCAGAAGAAGCUUAUCGUGAAACAGAUGGUCGAUGCAUAUUUGCAUCUGGUAGUCCAUUUAAACCGGUUGUUUAUAAUAAUAAAACGUUUCAUCCGGGACAAGGCAAUAAUGCAUAUAUAUUUCCAGCUGUUGCUUUAGCUACUAUUGCAUGUUCAGCUCGGCAUGUUGAAGAAGAUAUAUUUUUAAUAGCAGCUCAGAAACUUGGUUCAUUGGUUAGUGAAGACGACUUGAGUAAUGGUCGUGUUUAUCCGCCUAUACCCAAAACACAUGAAGUAACAGUUAAAAUAGCAGCACAUUUAGCUGAACAUCUUUAUGCAACGAAAAAAGCUUGGAAUUAUCCAGAACCUGACGAUAAAGAAGAAUUUAUUCGUAUGCAAUUGUAUGAUACAUCAUAUGAAUAUUUUGGUCCGAAAACAUGGAAGUGGCCUGAAAAAUAUAGUGCAGUACGAAGUGUUCCUUCGAUGGAUGAAAAUAUUGUUCUACAACCGUAA